This is a messenger RNA of Neofelis nebulosa (Clouded leopard), 2364 nucleotides long. RefSeq names its product N-acetylglucosamine kinase (gene NAGK). The transcript is spliced from 10 exons. Bases 103 to 963 code for a protein of 286 amino acids. Gene Ontology annotation, molecular function: N-acetylglucosamine kinase activity. The record is from RefSeq and is a predicted model, not a curated record. Lineage: Eukaryota; Metazoa; Chordata; Mammalia; Carnivora; Felidae.
GACGGCGCGGACGUUCACGUGACGCGGGGCGGUGCGGAGCGGGCAGGUGGGCGGGAGGAAACCAAACAGCGGGAUCCGCGGCUGCGGCGGCGCACUACAGGCAUGGCCGCUCUCUACGGGGGUGUAGAGGGGGGAGGCUCACAGUCCAAGGUCCUUUUACUCUCAGAGGAUGGGCGGAUCGUGGCAGAAGCGGAUGGACUCAGCACAAACCACUGGCUGAUCGGGAAAGACAAGUGUUUGGAGAGGAUCAACGAGAUGGUGAACAGGGCCAAGAUGAAAGCAGGGGUGGAUCCUCUGGUCCCUCUACGAAGCUUGGGCCUGUCCCUGAGCGGAGGGGAGCAGGAGGACGCGGUGAAGAUGCUGACGGAGGAGCUGAGGGACCGAUUUCCCUACCUGAGUGAAAGCUAUUUAAUCACCACCGAUGCUGCCGGCUCCAUCGCCACCGCUACGCAGGAUGGUGGGAUCGUGCUCAUCUCUGGGACAGGUUCCAACUGCAGGCUUAUCAACCCGGAUGGCUCAGAGAGUGGCUGUGGCGGCUGGGGCCACAUGAUGGGGGACGAGGGCUCAGCCUACUGGAUUGCACACCAAGCAGUGAAAAUAGUGUUUGACUCUAUUGACAACCUAGAGGCGGCUCCUCAUGACAUUGGCUACAUCAAACAGGCAAUGUUCAACUAUUUCCAGGUGCCAGAUCGGCUAGGAAUCCUCACCCACCUGUAUAGGGACUUUGAUAAAUGCAGGUUUGCUGGGUUUUGCCGGAAAAUUGCAGAAGGUGCUCAGCAAGGAGAUCCCCUUUCCCGUUUUAUCUUCAGGAAGGCUGGGGAGAUGCUGGGCAGACACAUUGUGGCUGUGUUGCCUGAGGUUGACCCGGUCUUGUUCCAGAGGGAGAUGGGCCUCCCCAUCCUGUGUGUGGGCUCUGUGUGGAACAGCUGGGAGCUGCUAAGGGAAGAUACCAGGAGUAACUAAUGGGAUUCCAUGCUAUGAAGGCGUUAGAGAUGGAUAUAUUCAUCUCUCCUGAGCCUCAAAAAGCCUUGUGACCAAGCAAAAGCAUGGAACAAGACGGGACUCCAAUGAAGCCAGCACUGCUUUACUCUACCUGUGGGAUUUCAUCAACAGCACAGCCUCAUCUAUAUCAUUCAUUCAGCAAGCACUGAAUGUCUCGUGGCUGUGAUGGGUGCUCUGAGGAUUAAAAAUGAGGGGCGCCUGGGUGGCUCAGUCGGUUGAGUGUCCGACUUCAGCUCAGGUCACGAUCUCACGGUUCGUGAGUUCGAGCCCCGCGUCAGGCUCUGGGCUGACGGCUCAGAGCCUGGAGCCUGCUUCCGAUUCUGUGUCUCCCUCUCUCUCUGCCCCUCCCCCAUUCAUGCUCUGUCUCUCUGUGUCUCAAAAAUAAAUAAACAUUAAAAAAAUUAAAAAAAUAAUAAAAAUGAGUACACCCCUAUACCUCAUACCAACUGAGAAGUUGACAAAAAUUUAUGGAACUGCAUGUUUACAAUAUCUGCUUUUCUGUAAUCUACUUCAGUUAAGUUUAAUAAAAUGUUUUAAGUGAAUGAAAUUUAUGGACAAAAAUUUAUGGAACUGCAUGUUUUCAAUAUCUGCUUUUCUGUAAUCUACUUCAGUUAAGUUUAAUAAAAUGUUUUAAUGAAUACAACAUUCCCAUCUUCAAGGAUGUGAAUAAAUGAAUAGACAUAACUAUAGUAUUUCAAAAAGGUCUAAACAGGCAAAUCAGCUCAGAUUCCACACCCCCCACCCCCCACCCCCAAAUCCUGGUUUUAAGAAGGCAGCAAAGAAAACCAGCACUCGAAGCAAAACCCAUGGCCCAUGAGCCAUGGGCGGGUCUGACGAUUUUGUCAUAUGACAAAGCCCCUCAAGAGAAUCACUGGGAGAUUCAAGCUAGGUGUAACCUGAAUAAAUAUGAGUUCUCAAACAUCCCCACAACAGAACGGACAAUGUCCAGUUGUUAACCCGGUAGCUCUGGUACCUAGGUCAGUCCUUGGUACCUAGCAGGGUCUCCGACUUUUUCAGGAUUUGAAAGGCAGAUAGAACUUUUACAUGUUUUCUAGAUCGGAGUCUGUUUUCCCCAGAGGCAGGAAGAGAACAGCUAUCCAAUUUCCUUAACUUCCUUUCAACUCCAAGGAUUUCCUGUUAAUCAUCUUUGUUCAAAGCUGUACAGAGGGAUGCUUGGGUGGCUCCGUCAGUUAAGUGUCCGACUUCAGCUCAGGUCAUGAUUUCUUGGUUCACAAGUUCGAGCCUCACAUUCGGCUCUCUGCUGUCAGUGAGAAGCCUGCUUUGAUCCUCUGUCUCCCUCUUUCUCUGCCCCUUUCCCGCUUCCGUGCGCACAUACUCUCUAAAAUAAACAUUAGAAACAAA